CAUUACAGUGUGAUUCUAAAUUGUAGUAAGUAGGAUAUUUGUAUUUGUAUUAUCAAAUGGUCCAAACUCUUCUGAGCACACUUUUCUGAGCUGUUAGUGGUAUGGAAGAACUGAAGAAGCCACUUGGAUGAGUAGCACAAUGACUUCAUUCUAAAGCUUUUGUUUAGUUGACAAAAUUUGAAUUUCUUUUUCUCUGUUAGUUGUAGGCUAUUUCUGUAGUUUAGGCAAAUGUGAAAUAGUCAAAGUACAACUGAGCAAAGCCAACAGCUAACCAAAAAAAAACCCAAACAUAUUUGCAUUAAACAUUACACAAAACAAAUGAGGCUGGCUCUCUCAUGAAAUUGUGCGUGAUAACUAGAUCAACUACUGGACCAUUAAACUUAUGUACUAGUAUAAGUCCAGAUACAGUGCAGCUGUGUAGAUAACUGUGUGUAGGGUCAUUAAUAGAUGUAAUAACUAAAAUGGGGAAGCUGAGGUAAAUGCAGGUGAAACUCAAAAACACAGUCAUAAAGAUGGUGCUCUCUCAGAUCUUCGUCUUCACAGCAGCUGCUUUAGUUGGUAUUUGCUGUCAGACAGUCACAGAUUUAUCUGUUGAAAGGGGUGGUUCCAUCUCCAUUCCAUGCCGUUAUUAUUCAUGGGAAAUCGACAGGAAUAAAUACCUUUGUCUGUGCAGAAAAUAUUCAUGGUUGCCCUGCAUAAAACGUGGCUGAAACAAACCGACCAAGCACAUCAACAAAAUAUUCAAUCUUAGAUGACAAGCUACAACGUGUCUUCAAUGUAACUAUUAGAGACCUGACUGAUGAGGAUGCUUGUUUUUUGUGUGGGGACACUGUCGACUACAACAAAAUUAUCUCUACAUAUCUCUCCAGAAUCAGAUUUAUAUGUGGACGAGCAGAGCAUAACAGCAGUUCUUGGAGGAAGUGUGACUGUUGUGUGUCAUUAUGCAAAGAAAGAUCAGUUCCAUUGGUGCAUGUUUGACGGCCAAUGUAUCUCAACGUCUGGGCAAAUGACAAAUGACAUGGAAGUGAGCAUCAAAGCUAGGGGUGCCAGUGCCAAAGUUACCAUGAAGAAACUGAAGCAAGAACACAGCGGAUGGUACUUCUGCCAAAAUGGUGGUUUUCAGAUGCCAGUAAACCUCACUGUAAUGAGAGAAGUAACAACUACUGCACCCACCACAAUGCCAUUUGUUACAAGUGUGACACAAUUAAGUACAAGUGAACCAUCUACAGUGAUUUGCACAAAUACAACAACUGGAGGUCAACCUGUAAAUUCUAGCAGCAUCAUGACAACAGAAGUCAACCUUCACCCAAUCCAUACCAAAAGCCAGUCUACAGUGAUUGUGAUCGCCUGUGUAGCAGUAUUCGUUCUGUUGCUUUUUGUCAUUGCUGUUUUUGCUGCUUUGAAAAUGGCAGUAUGCCGCAAGAGAAUUCCCACAGAGUCUCGCACUGCAGAGGGUCCACACACUGUAUCAAACCAAAGUGUGAUCUACAGUAACAUCUUUCUCAAUCAGGAGCCUUCAGACAAUAAAAAGGGCCCACAUACUGUAACGGACGAAGAUGUGAUCUACAGCACGGUCUCAGACUAUAAUAAGAGCUCACAGACUGUAACGGACCAAGAUGUGAUCUACAGUAACAUCUUUGUCACUCAGAAGACUUCAGACAAUAAUAAGAGCUCACAGACUGUAACGGACCAAGAUGUGAUCUACAGUAACAUCUUUGUCACUCAGAAGACUUCAGACAAUAAUAAGAGCUCACAGACUGUAACGGACCAAGAUGUGAUCUACAGUAACAUCUUUGUCACUCAGAAGACUUCAGACAAUAAUAAGGAUGGACUGAGUGAGGCGAGUGUGAUAUACGCCACUGUUGUAAAGCACAACAAAUCUCAACAAAUGGCAAGACAAGCAGAAGAAAGUGUGAUCUACAGCACAGUCUCCAAAUAGUAAAGUUCUGGUUUCCUUAAUGGGAGGGGAAGUGACUGCAAAAGAGGCUGAAACUCUGUCAUUUAAAAGAGCAAUGUUUAACUUUUCUGGAC
Messenger RNA from Boleophthalmus pectinirostris (great blue-spotted mudskipper), 2031 nucleotides. RefSeq lists its product as uncharacterized. Lineage: Eukaryota; Metazoa; Chordata; Actinopteri; Gobiiformes; Gobiidae. The transcript is spliced from 13 exons. The coding region runs from base 800 to 1939 and encodes 379 amino acids. The record is from RefSeq and is a predicted model, not a curated record.